AUUUUUUUGAAAACAAAUACAAAACAUGUACAAGCAAAUUCUGGUUCUCUUUUUCUUGGUUGCCGCCGUCGCUGCUGAAACUGCUUACUUUGCUUUCAAGACCCACGGAAGUUACAAUGACCUGGUCUUUCAAUUGACGGAUGACAAGCUUAUCAAGCAUGCACGCGAUCUUCUUAGUGGUGCCACCGAUGAGGAACCUCAUAUUAUGGGAAGAAUUAGAAAACAAACUGCUUCUUAUAACCCAAAAUACAGCUUCUACAUUGAUCCUACAACCAUCCAAUUUUUUAAUCACGCUAUUGAAGUUUGCGACUCUUCUCUGACAUAUCUUGAAGAAAAUCUCGAUGAAGCCUGUGGCGCUUUCUUACCUGGAUGUUUCUUCUGUCCCUGGACUUCUAAGCUUACUAAAGAAAUAACUGAUAUUAAAUAAAUAAAAGCUUCUCUUUCGUGCCCUUUUUUUUUCAACAAUAAA
Molecule: messenger RNA, 469 nt
Organism: Mucor mucedo
Lineage: Eukaryota; Fungi; Mucoromycota; Mucoromycetes; Mucorales; Mucoraceae
Exons: 1
Coding region: 26-427 (133 amino acids)
Source: RefSeq, a predicted model, not a curated record